Molecule: messenger RNA, 1962 nt
Organism: Macrosiphum euphorbiae (potato aphid)
Lineage: Eukaryota; Metazoa; Arthropoda; Insecta; Hemiptera; Aphididae
Source: the annotation of a GenBank genome assembly
AUGCCCCCCAGUCCUUGUAGUUCGAAAAGCAAUCGGCUGCCGGAUAUAACUGAGAGUGCAGGGGACACGCUGGUUUACGAUCGCGAGAUAUUCAAUAUUGGAAGUUCUGACUUCAUCCUGAUAGACGAGGUGAGCGAAAACGAGGAAAAAAAUUUGAAGACUUAUUGCAAACAAAUAGCCGACAAGACUAAAUCAGCGUUCAAGCGCAAAAACAUACCCAAACGGUUGCCAUUUCUUCAAUGGUGGCCGACUUACGCGACAGGAGACUGUAUCGGAGAUCUUCUAGCUGGUAUCACGGUCGGUCUAACUCUCAUACCACAAUCCAUGUCAUUCGCAGCUUUAGCUGGUCUACCACCUCAAUACGGUUUAUAUGGUUCGUUCGUCGGCAGUUUGAUGUACGUCUUCCUCGGGACUUGCAAGGAAGUGCCCAUGGGUCCGACGGCCAUCGUAUCUCUAAUGACGUACAACACGCUCAAAGGACGAGGGCCAGUGUACGGGACGUUGCUGUGCUUCUUGACGGGAGUCAUCCAACUGAUCAUGGGAAUGGUGGGAUUAGGUUUUUUGAUCGAUUUCAUCUCUGGGCCGGUGAACGCGGGAUUCACGUCGGCUGUCGCCAUACUCAUCGUCAUCUCCCAAGUCAAGGACAUAUUCGGCAUACGCGCCGUGGGCUCGACACUGCUUGACAUAGUCAUAUCCCUGUUCAAAGACAUCGGUAAUUUUCGAGUGGGUGACAUGCUACUUGGAUCGGUGUGUAUCGUUGUGAUUCUGUUGUUAAGAAUGUUAGCUCUGAUCCACAUGGGCCCCGAAAAUGAUUGCGAACGGACUAAAGUUCAGCGAAUCAUCAACCGAACCAUGUGGUUGAUCGGCACUCUUAGAAACUCAAUCGUCAUCAUCGUCACCACGUUCAUUGGAUUCCUUUACGUGAAUUCUUCGGGCCACGACGUGACAUCUAAUGAAAUGCCACCGAUACCAUUUAAGGUGGUAGGUAAAAUACCGUCGGGUUUGCCGGAUUUCGGUUUCCCGAAGUUUAGCGUCAUGAGAGACAACGGUACCACAGUUGGAUUCUUUGAAAUGGUCUCGGACAUGGGUUCCGGAGUUAUAGUCUUACCGAUAAUAGCGUUGAUCGAAAACCUUUCGAUAUGCAAAACAUUUUCUUUGGGAAAACCCGUUGAUGCUACACAAGAGUUAUUGGCAAUUGGAUUGUGCAAUAUCGGCAAUUCGUUUUUUCACGCGUUCCCAAGUACAGGUUCUUUUUCUAGAAGUGCCGUGAAUGCUGCCAGUGGCGUACGAACACCAAUGGGAGGUUUAUAUUCUGGAAUUUUGGUCAUCGUUGCUUUAUUAUUCUGUACACCUUAUUUUUACUAUAUACCGAAAUCGGCUCUUGCGGCGGUUAUUAUUGCUGCAGUCAUAUUUAUGGUGGAAAUUCGUGUUGUCAAACCAAUUUAUCGAUCAAAAAAAAGCGAUCUGAUUCCCGGUUUAGGAACGUUUUUCGCCUGCCUGUUACUACAUAUGGAAAUAGGGAUUCUAAUUGGCGUCGGCCUGAAUUUGAUAUCGAUUUUAUACCACGCGGCGAGACCUAAACUUUCCAUUAGAGUGAACACGACUAGGAACGGUAUCAAUUAUCUGAUGAUGACACCAGACAGAUGCUUGAUAUUUCCAUCAGUUGAUUAUGUGAGAAAUAUUAUCAUUAAGCACAGCUUAAAACAGAAUUUACCAGUAGUCAUUGAUUGUUCCCAUAUUUACGGAGCAGAUUUUACUGCGGCCAAGGUCAUAGAAUUGUUAACCAUAGACUUUUCACGGAGAGGACAGUUGUUAUUUUUUUACAACCUGAAACCAAGCUUGGUCACUGUUUUUGAGGGAGUUCGUCCAAAAGACUUCAACAUACGAUUAUUCUACGAGAGUCAAGAUAUCGAUCAACUGUUGAACAAACACAUGAUAGUAAACAGCACUCCAGUUGAUUGA